GUGCCGCAAACUAUCACGAGGGGAGGGAGUCGCCGCUCUGUGCACGCCCUGCCCGCCACUCCUUGCCUUCACACACACACUGACCCUCACUUUGACCCCUCACUGACCUCACAUUUCCCUCACCCACCACUAGAACCCCCAAAAUCACCACUCACCACCUUCCUUGACCUCAAAUAAGUGACCUUGGUAGCACCGUGGCCGCGUGGUGACCUAAUCUAGCUGUGACCUGUCUUGACCCGCCGUUGACCUCCGCCAUGGCCAAGUGGGGCGAGGGUGACCCGAGGUGGAUUGUGGAGGAGCGCCCCGAUGCCACUAACGUCAACAACUGGCACUGGUCAGAGAAGAACGCGAGUGGCUGGAGCAAAACGAAGAUUAAGGCGCUGUUUGAGGGCCUGGAGCUUGACGACCCUAAUUUAGGUACAGUGACAAUCAAGGAGGUGACCAAGUGUGAGGGGGACGCAACAGUAAGCAACCGCAAGGGCAAGCUAAUCUUCUUCUAUGAGUGGGUGGUCAACAUGGACUGGACGGGUUGCCUACUUGCCGACCCCAAGAGAGAGGUCAAAGGGUCACUAGAGAUCCCUAACUUGUCCGAGGAGAAUGACCCUGAGGAAGUGGACGUGAAUGUGUCAGUGACGGCCGGGGGGUCUGGCGGCGACGCAAUGAAGGAUUUUAUACGCAAGAAGGGCCUUGUGACUUUGCAGGGGAAGAUUAAGGAGUAUAUAGACACUUUGAAGCAAGAGUAUGCGACAGACCUCAUCAAGCCCACCAAGGCACAGGCGGUCACCAAACAGAGUAAGACCAUCGUUAGUGCCCCCAGACAGACCAUGGUGCCCUCGAUUACCUCUACCACGAGUGACGUGGAGAAACUUGGCCUUGGGGUGAAGAUCAAGACGUCCCAGCUGACUAUGAACCAGACCUUUAAGUGUACCGCUGAUGAGCUGUACCGCGCCCUCACACAGCGGGAGAUGGUGGCAGCCUUUACCCGGGGAGAUGUCAAGCUGGAGGUGGAAAAGGGAGGAAAAUUUGAGUUCUUUGGAGGAAAUAUAUCUGGCGAGUUUGAGGAGCUGGUUCCGAACAAGAGGAUAGUGCAGAAGUGGAGGUUCAAAUCGUGGCCCUGUGGUCAUUACUCCAAGGUCACACUUGAGAUUGACCAGAAGGAGGACUGUACCCAGAUUAAGCUCACCCAGACCAGUGUGCCCACCAGUGAGGUUGAGAAGACCAAGGCUGGCUGGAACAACUACUACUGGGAAAGCAUCAAGAGAACAUUUGGAUUUGGCGCCAUUCUCCUCUGAGCUUGUCAACAUACCACCACCACCACCACCACUGCGACUCCUCCUACUGCUGCUACUGCUGUUACUACUACUGAUGUUCUUAAUUUUUCUCUCUCUCUCUCUCUCUCUCUCUCUCU
Messenger RNA from Portunus trituberculatus (swimming crab), 1408 nucleotides. Its product is annotated as activator of 90 kDa heat shock protein ATPase homolog 1-like. Gene Ontology annotation, molecular function: ATPase activator activity; protein-folding chaperone binding. Gene Ontology annotation, biological process: positive regulation of ATP-dependent activity; protein folding. The coding region runs from base 255 to 1292 and encodes 345 amino acids. Lineage: Eukaryota; Metazoa; Arthropoda; Malacostraca; Decapoda; Portunidae. The record is from RefSeq and is a predicted model, not a curated record. The transcript is spliced from 9 exons. Gene Ontology annotation, cellular component: cytosol.